AUGGCUUUCAUGAAAACUUCAAACUCACAUUCUGUAUUAUUGAAGCACAUACUAAAGAGAUGUUCAAGCAUGGGUAUGAAACAACCACAACAAUACGAGGAUGUUCCAAAAGGCCACUUUGUUGUGUAUGUUGGCAAAAACCGUAGUCGAUACAUCAUCCCUAUUUCAUUCUUGUCACGUCCCGAAUUCCAAACGCUGCUUCUACAAGCCGAAGAAGAGUUUGGAUUCAAUCAUGACAUGGGUCUCACCAUUCCUUGUGAAGAGAAAGUAUUUGAGUCAAUUACUUCUAUGCUAGGUUGA
Molecule: messenger RNA, 300 nt
Organism: Erigeron canadensis
Lineage: Eukaryota; Viridiplantae; Streptophyta; Magnoliopsida; Asterales; Asteraceae
Product: auxin-responsive protein SAUR50-like
Exons: 1
Coding region: 1-300 (99 amino acids)
Biological process (GO): response to auxin
Source: RefSeq, a predicted model, not a curated record